Ostrinia furnacalis (Asian corn borer) is the source of this 1172-nucleotide messenger RNA. RefSeq names its product xaa-Pro aminopeptidase 3-like. Gene Ontology annotation, molecular function: manganese ion binding; metalloaminopeptidase activity. The record is from RefSeq and is a predicted model, not a curated record. NCBI's taxonomy places the organism in Eukaryota, Metazoa, Arthropoda, Insecta, Lepidoptera, Crambidae. Gene Ontology annotation, biological process: proteolysis. Bases 153 to 1172 code for a protein of 339 amino acids. Gene Ontology annotation, cellular component: mitochondrion. The transcript is spliced from 7 exons.
CUGUCAGCCAGUCAAAUGUCAUUAACGUCAAAUUCAGUAGUCAAAAUUGCUUUGUUUACCAUGGCCUAAUAAUUUUUGAUAACGCAAAAUCCAUCAAUAAGCUCAAGCAACAAGCAAAUAAAUUAAAACUCACGUCUUGUCCAUUCACGAAAAUGAAUUCGCUGUGUAAAUUGGCGAUAAACAUUGCGGCCAGAAAUCGGAGAAGGUUGUUGAGGCAGGUUGUUAGCAAACAGCAGUCAAGAUGGACGUCUACCAUCGAGAAUCCGCCCGGUAUGAAGCCUGCACCACAGUUCAGUAUUCCCCAUGGAAUCUUUGGGCAGGCUACUUGUCAUACACACCCUCACUUGAUCCAGCCGGGACAUUUGACGUGUGGUAUCAGCCAGAUAGAGUUUAGAGAGCGGAGGGAAACAUUAGUCAACAAAUUGGCGGCAGAAUUUGAAAACAUGCACAAAAGCCACAUUAUAGUAAUACCGGCAGCCUGCAAGCAGUACAUGUCGGACAAGAUUCCGUACGUGUUCCGUCAGAACUCAGACUUCUUCUACCUGACCGGCUGCCUAGAGCCGUCUGCCAUCCUGGUGAUGGUCAAACCCGCACAAACUGAUUCUUUCAAGAGUGUUCUAUUCGUGCACGAAAAGGAUGUGCACGCCGAGCUAUGGGAGGGCCCGCGCACGGGCUCUUCCGCCGCCGCUGGACUAUUCGCCGUCGACGAGGCGCGCCCCGUCGAGAACUUCGCGGGGUUCAUUAGCAAAAUAACCGCGUCAUCAAAGCCAGCAGUGGUCUGGUACCACGGCGACAGUCCUGCGAACCCAGACAUCCACAGCACCAUACAAUCGGCCGCCAAGGCUGCGCAGGCGACGGUGGCCGACCCACAACGCGCGUUGCACUUUAUGCGCGUGCAUAAGUCGCCAGCGGAAAUCGAACUCAUGAAGGAGACGUGCUAUAUCGGCGCGCACGCUAUGAAUAUGGCCAUGGCUACUACCAAACCGGGUGUGACAGAGCACCAAGUGAACGCAGUCCUGGACUACAGCUGCCGGCAGUCGGGCGCGGAACACCUGGCCUUCCCGCCCGUGGUGGCAGGCGGCGCGCGCGCUACGCACAUACACUAUGUGGCUAAUAACCAGGUCUUGAAUGACGGGGAUAUGCUUCUGGUUGACUCGGAUUCGUCGUCGUAG